AUGAAAAUAUUUACAAAUGGUAUAAGUUCGCUUCAUAGAGAUUCGUAUAAAUCUGCAAAUCUUUCCAUCUUGGUCACCGGUGCGGCAGGUGGACUGGGCAAAUGUAUCGCUAUAGAAUUGGCCGCCAGGGGAUGUCAUGUCGCUAUAUGUGAUAUUAAUUUCGAUUUGGCUGUGACGACAGCUAAAGAAAUCGCCAAUAAGUAUGGCGUCAAAGCAAAAGCUUAUAAGGUGGACAUCACCAAAUUCGAUGAAAUUGUAGAACUCAAUGAGCAACUAACCAACGACAUUGGCGUCGCCACUAUACUCGUGAAUAAUGCAGGGUUGCUGUUGCACUGCCUAUCAGCUGAAUCCCGACAGUGCAGGGAAUUGAGCAUGGUUGAAG
Molecule: messenger RNA, 382 nt
Organism: Bactrocera oleae (olive fruit fly)
Lineage: Eukaryota; Metazoa; Arthropoda; Insecta; Diptera; Tephritidae
Source: RefSeq, a predicted model, not a curated record